Uloborus diversus is the source of this 2024-nucleotide messenger RNA. RefSeq names its product probable ATP-dependent RNA helicase DDX31. The record is from RefSeq and is a predicted model, not a curated record. Gene Ontology annotation, molecular function: nucleic acid binding; ATP binding; RNA helicase activity. Gene Ontology annotation, biological process: ribosome biogenesis. Gene Ontology annotation, cellular component: nucleus. The coding region runs from base 59 to 1987 and encodes 642 amino acids. NCBI's taxonomy places the organism in Eukaryota, Metazoa, Arthropoda, Arachnida, Araneae, Uloboridae. The transcript has 16 exons.
GCAUGCUCGUGUUUUGUGUACCGUACAGAAGUUGAAAGGUUAAAAAGGAUAAUUAAUCAUGGAUAAUUCUGGAUUUUUAAUUAAUUUAACUACCAGCAAGAAGAAGAAGAAUUCAGAAGUAGGCGAAAAAAGCUCGGAUUUAGUGGAUUCAUUCCCGGUGAUCAAGUCACCAGAAAAAGGCAAAAAAAGUAACAAAGCACGUUGGAAGAAGAAAUUAAAUCCAUCAUCAAGAGAAUUCGAUGGAUCUAAAGCAAAAUCUAGUUUUGACAAAUUGCAUUCUUCAUCUGUGUUUACAGGAAAUCCUGAAAUUUCAUCACUAAGCGUUCCAAAACAAAAAGGUUUGUCUGAAACCUUGUUUUCCACCAGUACAUUUGGGGAUUUGGACCUUCAUCCACAUUUGGUAGCAUGCUUAAAACAGCGCUUAGGAGUCGAAAAAAUGACUCAAGUACAAGAAAGAACCAUACCUUUACUAUUAAAAGAGAGUGAUGUCCUUGUUAAAUCUUGCACUGGAUCAGGCAAAACUUUAGCAUACGCAGUUCCUGUGGUACAACAGUUACAAAAAAUGGAUCCUAAAAUUAAGAGAUCAGAUGGUGUAUUUGCUUUGGUGGUUGUACCUACUAGAGAAUUGGCUUUACAAUGUUUUGAGUGUUUUUCCCUGCUUACUAAGGCUUUUACUUGGAUUGUACCAGGGUAUUUGAUUGGUGGUGAGAAAAAAAAGUCUGAAAAGGCUAGGCUAAGAAAAGGAAUCAACAUUCUAAUCACUACUCCAGGGAGACUCUUGGAUCAUUUAGACCUUACAGCUUGUUUAAGUUUGCUUAAAUUAAAAUGGCUUGUGAUUGAUGAAGCCGACAAGCUUUUGGAACAAGGAUUUGAAGAUUCUGUUGUGAAGAUAAUAAAGAAAUGUCCAAACAUGAGACAGACAGUUCUUGUUUCUGCUACAUUGUCCAAUAGCAUUUUACAUCUAGCUGGAAUAAGUUUGUCAAACCCUGUUCAGGUUGAUAUAGUAAACACUACUGGUAAAAGCUCCUCUGGUUUUGAAGAUUUUGCUCUUCCGUCCAGUUUGAAGCAGUUUGUUGCUGUUGUGCCAUCAAAGCUGCGCCUUGCUGUGCUGUCUGCAUUCAUAGUAGAUAACUGCUUGAAAGGUGGCUUCAAAGGGAUAAUAUUCAUGUGUUCACAAAACUCUGUUGCUUUUCAUUAUUCUUUGUUUGGCAGCUCUUUGGCUGAACUUUUGCGGGCUAAAGGUCAUGGCUGUAAAUUUUUCAGUUUGCAUGGACAUUUAAAACAGGAGGAAAGAACAGCUAUUUUUAAGGAGUUCAAGUCUGUAAAAGAAGGGAUUUUAUUGUGUACAGAUGUAGCUGCUCGUGGUCUGGACUUGCCUCAUGUUGAUUGGAUUGUGCAAUACACUGCACCAUUUUCAGCUGAAAUUUAUAUUCAUCGUGUGGGCCGCACUGCUAGAAUUGGCAAGAAAGGAAGCUCUCUACUAUUUUUGCUGCCAUCAGAAACUAAAUUUUCACACCUACUGACUAAGCAUAAAAUCGUGUUUGAGGAAGUAAAUAUGUCAAAGAUGUUACAGCCUCUUUUAUUGAUUGGUGAACUACUAUCAACUAGAUUAAAAUAUGGUGUAGAAGAUUGUGUCACCUUUUUACAAGCUAAGUAUGAAAAAGAAGUUUAUUCUGAGGGAAUUCUACACCAAAGUGCUAAAGAUGCAUUUGCAAGUUAUGUGCAAUCAUAUGCAUCAUAUCCAAAAGAAGUACGGGACAUUUUACCUUUUAAAGAACUUCAUUUAGGACAUGUUGCCAAAAGCUUUUGUCUCAGAGAAGCACCUUCUCAAUUGGGAGUAGCACUGCCAAAUACUGUUUCAAAGUUUAACAGGAAACCAUUCCAACCUAAACCACAGAAGAGGAAAUAUUCCAAUAUCUCAGAAUACGACAGUGGAUUACCAUCGUUGAAACCAAGCAACAUUAAAACCAAAAAAAGAAAGCAUUGAACCAUAUCUGAUGUAUAUCAUAAGCUUUUACUCAUGG